This is a messenger RNA of Thyridium curvatum, 1815 nucleotides long. RefSeq lists its product as uncharacterized. Lineage: Eukaryota; Fungi; Ascomycota; Sordariomycetes; Thyridiales; Thyridiaceae. The record is from RefSeq and is a predicted model, not a curated record. The transcript is spliced from 5 exons. Bases 1 to 1815 code for a protein of 604 amino acids.
AUGGCCCUCAUCAUGGCAUUGCCUAUUCUAAUCGUUCUGACAGUCAUUUUCCAUGCUUCCGCUCAGCAGCUAAACGGCUAUGCCUUUGAUUAUAGCGAACUGCACCUUUCAAGUGCCUGCUUGAAUGUUCUCAACUCCAACAUAACCUCCUGCGAUGCGGUUCUGGGAGAGUUCGCCGGCCCCGACCUGAGUUUCGAUCCCUUACUGGGAGAUCAACUCCAAUUACUCUGCAAAGAUCAGUGCAAGACCGAUUUGACAGCCCUCGGAAGUCAGCUGCGAUCAUCUUGUGACGCGACUAAGGACGUCCUAGAGGUCGGGGGACUUUUGUAUCCAGCAACCUAUAUGGUUGAGAAGUUCUUGUAUGUCUACAACGUUGCCUGUUACCGGGAGAACUCGAACGGCGAGUUUUGUGACUUGAUCACUGGCGACCUGCGCAACCGCUCCGUGCCUGUAGACGAGUGCUCGGACUGUAUGCUAGGGCCGCAACGGCUCCAGCUGAGCUCUCCACUCGGCUACAGCGAAGACUACGCAGAGGACUUUGCGUCGAUCACUCAGAGUUGUGGCAAAAGCGGCUAUGGCUAUACAACGCCAACACCGCUCGAGUUGACUCCGACUUCGACAAGCGAGCCACCGGUAGCGACAUGUGGUAAUGUCUACUCUGUUGGGGCGAAUGACACCUGCGAGAGUAUUGCUGCAGCGCAUAGCGUGUCAACAUACUCGCUGAUCGCCCUCAACAACAUUGACUUCUCAUGCAGCGUUCUGCCGUCUACCAUGUGCAUCCCCAGCCAGUGCACAACGUACAGGUGGAACGUCGCAGACACUUGUGAUACGGUAGCCACCAAGUUCAACGUCUCGGUGGAUCUGCUUGUCUCGUGGAACCCAAUCUUUGAUGCCGGCUGUGGCAAUGCCGAUAGAUGGGCUUUCUGGACGGUUUGUGUCAGCUCGCCUGGCGAUGUUGUAGCCCAGCCACCCAAGCCCACAGCCGUGCCAGUACCCUCAAAUGCCAAAUCAGACUCCAACAAGAACUGCGCGCAAUGGUAUACAGUCAAGGCCAAUGACACCUGCUUCACUAUCCUACCUCUUGGCUCGUCUAUCACCUUCGCGGAGUUUCGCGUCCUAAACCCCAGCAUUGACGCGGACUGCACCAACCUGUGGCUCGAUACCGCCUAUUGUAUGCAGGGAGUCGACCCCGUCGAUGUCCCCGCAGAAACAACCUUCACGCGGCCUCCGACCGGAACGACAACCAGACCCCCGGUGAUUGUACCCGAGCAGACUCAAGAUCCCCUCGCCCCUGGCACCAAGGCCGACUGUGUCAAGUAUGCAAUGUUUUCGGAUAUCGACACCCUGGACCCGGUCUGGUUCAACUUCAACGGAUCACGAGGCGACAAUCUCAUGUCGCUCAACUCUUGCCUGUACGUGACGGGAGCAUACGCCGCCAACAUGACGCUCUUCCUCCAAUGGAAUCCAAGUCUGACCGAAGGCUCGGGCUGCAAGCUGGUCAAGGGCCUCAGCUACUGCGUCGACGACGGCAGUCAGCAAACGACAACAACCGACGGCCCGUCGUCGACGUCGGCGCCAACGCAGACCUCGGCCUCGUCUACCACUUCUACCUCGGGUGGUGGACCGCCAGCCCCGACACAAUCUGGCGUCAUCGAAUCGUGUAAGCAGUGGCACGUGGUUGUGAGUGGUGACGGGUGCUGGGCGAUUGCCAAUCAAUACGGCAUUUCUUUGGAUGAUUUCUAUGCGUGGAACCCUGCCGUUGGGACAGAUUGUCUAAAUCUCUGGCUGAACUAUGCAGUUUGCGUUGGUAUCUGA